GCCAGGUCUCUCUGUUUCUGCUCCAUUUUCCCUGAGCUCACUCCAUUUAUCCAGGAUCAGUGAGUAGUGAUUCAUGUCCCAUGACAUGACCAGUUCUUGAAAGCUGACUCGACAGAGACUCUUCUAUGGUUUUCCAUCACCUCGGUUUUAUUAUAGAAGCCAUAGUUUCGUGACGACGUACUUUUCGCGACGACUUACGUUUUUAUUUUCUAGUGAGAUUGCUUGGUUCGCUAGUAACCGUGAUCAUCUGAAGUCGAGCCAUGGUAGUCGCCACGUUGUACUCGUGGCAGGCCGACCCGCUAUUCCUAGCGGCUGAGGAGGUCCAGGACUCCGCUGACAGGCUUCAGUCGAGCUUCCACCAAUGGCAGCUGCUCCUCCAGCGCCAGGAAUGCGGAGACGAACCAGCAACGCGUCAAACUUACCCGCAGGCCGACAACGACGACGACGGCGACUCCAUAUGGCCCGUGCGAUCGGGUGACGACGAGGACGUGGUCGUCGUGACCGUUGAUCAACAAGUGGACGAGGAAGGCGUGCGACUGGUCAUGCUAUGCGCGUGCGACACUCUCAAAUGGCAGCUCGAGGCCUUCGAGCGAGCAGCGCGAGACGACGAGUGGCGCGCCGCGGCGCUCGGCGAGGCGCCCUCCAGCGUCAACGACACCCGCGAACGGCGCCGCCAGUUUGUCUCCGCGAUUCGCGCGCAACUGCAGCAGGUGCAGGCCGUCAUCCGCCCCGCGAUCGGCGCCGCUUCUCCCGCCGCAGCUUCCGCCAUCGUCUCCGGGUCUUCGGACGGGAGCAGCGGCGAGUGGGGCGCAACCAGCAGCGCGAUUAGCGGCGUAGAUUCCGGAGGGAUAACAGUUGCCUUUCCGUCUGGUUUAGCCGCCGCCGCUUCUAACGCAUCGAGUCGAGCAGCAGCAGCAGCAGCAGCAGCAGUAGCAGUAGCAGCAGAAGCUGCUGCGGCUAGUGGAACGGAUAGAGACCCGACUUCUCUUUCCCCAUCCCGCCCUUCGCCUUUCCGUGUUGCUGGCGUAAGCAGCGACAAUGGCCACCCAUUGGACAGCCGCCUCGUGGCCUUUCUCACGCCGACACGUGUCGCUGUCUCUAGAAGCAGCAGCGGCGGCAGCACCAGCAGUUUCAUGACAAUUGCCUCUACCAGCAGCAGCAGUGUCAGCGGCGCUACUUGCAGCAGCAGUGUCAGCGGCGCUACCAGCAGCAGCAGUGUCAGCGGCGCUACUAGCAGCAGCAGUGACAGUGGCUCCACUAGCAGCAGGAGUGGGAAUACCAGCAACAGCAGCAGUAGCCGGGCCGACAAAAUCGCAGAAAGCGACCGAGUUUCGGCAGUAGCUUCGGCGCCCGCAGCCUUAGUCAAGUCCGCGUCUCCCCCAGUUACAGCAGCAACAACAGCAGCAACAGCAGCAGCAACAGCAGCAGCAGGACCAGCGAUCUCCCAAUCCGCGGUAUUGGAAGCUGUCGGAACGGCAGGUGCUGGAGCUGCGGCUGCAGCAGCAGCGGCUGCAGGCGCGGCAGCAGGUGCGGCAGUGGAAGCAGCGGCAGCCGCCUUUUCUUCCUCCGCCUCCGCCGUUUCUACUUUCGGCCGCUGGAUCGCCGGCAGCCCUACAAGGGCUCUGGACGGCAGCGGCGGCGCUGACGUGGCAGCCGACGAUUGGCUCCGGGUCCGGCCGCAGGCGAUUAGGGUUUCGCUCAGUGAGGACGAGGAAGAGGAGGUGAUAAACCCGCUUACUUCACUGCAAACGGGCUCAGAGGCUAGUAGACAACCGAGCGCCGCUGGCAAUAGCGCUUGUGACAGUGCUGGAAACGAAGGGACUGGCGUUCGGGCUCAGACAUAUGGUAGCGAUGUGGGUGGUUCGCAGUUGAGCCGGGAGCACUCGGAUUCGGAGCACGCGCCUUUGUUUGGGGGAGGGGCAGGCAGGACAGGCAGGGGGGCGUGGUGGGGGCAGCAGCAGCAGCGGCGGCGGCAGCAGCCGUCGUGGCAGUGCUUGGUGUACUGGCUGAGGCAGAUUCAGAGGCCCGGGGAGAGUGCUGGUGCAGCAGGAGGGGCAGGAGGGGCAGGAGCAGCAGGAGCAGCAGGGUAUGGGGAGAAGGACAGGGUGGGGUCGGGGAGACUGCUGCUUGAUGGACGCAUGGACAUGGGCGAAAUGGAGCUGGGCCUUUUGCAGCUGAACACAAGUCAGGUAGCUCAAAUGAAUGCCCACUGGCCAGCGCAGCGAUUAGCCGAGGAGGACGAGGAGGAGGAAGAUCAACGGCGGGGAAACACCCACGAUGACGAUGCAGGCGAGAAUCAACGGCUGGUGUUUGGCUGGCAGCUGUCAUUGCACAGGAAGAAGCAACGGCCGAGAUCAAAGGACGGAGGUGGAAAGGGCGGGGAGUGUGAGGGGGAGGGGAGUGAGGGGGGAGCGGUGGUGCUGAUGGGCAUGAGUGCCAGGCAGCUCGUAGCAGCACUUAUCGCCAUAGUGGGUGUCGUUCUCCUGAUACUCCUGCUGCUGUGGUCGUGGUCUGGAGUGACUGCGGCAGAGCAGCAAGGGGUUAAUGUCUCUUCUCUGCCUCCUCCUAACGACUAAGUGAGGGAAUGAUGCUGCUGCUGAUACUGCUGCUGAUACUGCUGCUGCUGUGGGCGUGGUCUGGAGUGUUUGGAUCAGAGCGGCAAGGGGGCGUUGGCUCCUCCCUGCCCCCUCCCAAUGACUAGAAAGGAGGAAGAGGUGGAGAUGAUGGGAAUGAGUGGCAGGGGAAGGAGAGGAAAUAGAGAGAGCAGGGACAGAAGGGGCAUGCAGGGGGAGGAGGGGAUGUUAAGGAGAUGUAUGCUGCAGCGCAGCUGCGUAUGCAACUAUACAGCAGCAUCUUCAUGUAUGCUGUUGCGGCUGCUCAGUACACCUGCUGCUGCUCAGUACACCUGCUGCUGAGUGAAACUGUAAGCAGGAAGGCAGUUAAAAAGUGGGUGCAAGUUCAAGCCUGCACGCGUCUGAGUUUCGAGGCGUCUCAAAAUAAGCUUGCAUGAGCAUGCAGGUUGUGGAAACAACAGCUUGCACGUACAGGCAGGUUGCAGCAACAGCUUGGGCAUACAGGCAGGAUGCAACAACCCACAAGAGUGCAGACAAUGGCAGACGUGGUGACGGGGACUUGAUUUGUGAAUGGGAGAAGUUGGACUGGAGUGAACUAGUUAGUUCAGAGAAGGUACGCUAUUGUGUCUUGUAACUAGCGGAGUACGCUUAUGAUUUGUUUUUAUGCGUUCAUGUUACGCUUGAUUUUUCAUCUUAAUCAG
Molecule: messenger RNA, 3274 nt
Organism: Closterium sp. NIES-67
Lineage: Eukaryota; Viridiplantae; Streptophyta; Zygnematophyceae; Desmidiales; Closteriaceae
Source: the annotation of a GenBank genome assembly